This is a messenger RNA of Hippocampus zosterae (dwarf seahorse), 3392 nucleotides long. RefSeq names its product rab GTPase-binding effector protein 1-like. Gene Ontology annotation, biological process: endocytosis. Lineage: Eukaryota; Metazoa; Chordata; Actinopteri; Syngnathiformes; Syngnathidae. Bases 291 to 2858 code for a protein of 855 amino acids. The record is from RefSeq and is a predicted model, not a curated record. Gene Ontology annotation, molecular function: GTPase activator activity; growth factor activity. Gene Ontology annotation, cellular component: intracellular membrane-bounded organelle. The transcript is spliced from 18 exons.
GUGUCUAUUUGGCCCCCAAAAAAGCGCGGUUUAGGUGGUGGUGUUGAUAUAGUGUUACCGUGCUGUUUUAUAAAAUCCAAAGUAUUCUAUUUACCUUUGACCGCCAUUUAAUGGCACACAAUAUGGCUAAGUACACCGGUCAGACAUUUACUUUGAAGCGUCAAGCGGACGUGGCGUGUAUUCUGUUCGUCAUCUUGAUGCUGCCUGUCAUGUUGUUAGCCUGGCUUGCGAGACACUCCUAGCUCGGAUCCCCUUCCUCUUCGUCAGUGUCCCCCUCCCCUCAACGAGCCAUGGCCGAGCAGGCCGCAGGAGCCCCUCCGUCGUCGCAACAUGACGACGAGCUCCAGCAGCGAAUGGAGGCCCUGGAGCGGGAGAGGGCUGAAUUGGGCAAAGCCAAGCAACAGCUGGAGGCCGAGUUCAACCAGAAGAGAGCCAAGUUCAAAGAGCUCUAUUUGGCCAAAGAGGAGGAUCUGAAGAGGCAGACGUCAGCUCUGGAGUCGGCCCAGUCGGAGCUGAGCGCCGCACAGGCCCAGCUGACCCAGGCCCGCUCCGAGAUCGAGACCAUCAAGGCGGUGGCCACGGUGUCGGAGAACACCAAGCAGGAGGCCAUCGAUCAGGUCCGCGGCCAGUGGCAGGAGGAGGUGGCUUCGCUGCAGGCCAUCAUGAAAGAAACCGUUUGCGAGUACGAGGUCCAGUUCCACCAGCGUCUGGAGCAGGAGCGAGCCCAGUGGGGCCAGUACCGCGAGGCCGUGGAGAGGGAGGUGGCAGACCUCCGGCGGCGGCUCGACGAGCCCCAGGAGGAGCAAAACCUGGAGGACGACAUGAAGAAGGCUCAAGAGGAUGCGGAAAAGCUCCGCUCGGUGGUCAUGCCCAUGGAACAGGAGAUCGGCGCGCUCAAAGCCAAGCUGUCGGCGGCCGAGGACAGGGUCAAGGAACUCGAGGCGUCCAAGGUGAAGGAGCUCAACCACGUUUUGGAGGCGGAGAAGUCGUGUCGCACCGACCUGGAGAUGUACGUGGCCGUGCUCAACACGCAGAAGUCGGUCCUGCAGGAGGACGCCGAGAAACUGCGGCGGGAGCUUCACGAAGUGUGCCACAAGCUGGAGCUGGAGCGGCAGCAGCACAACCAGCUCAAGCACACGUGGCAGCGAGCCAACGAUCAGUUCCUGGAGUCGCAGCGCCUCCUCAUGAGGGACAUGCAGAGGAUCGAGAGCGUGCUCUCCUCCGAGCAGCUGCGGCAGGUGGAGGAGAUCAAGAAGAAGGACCAGGAAGACGACGAGAAGGAGAGGCUGAGCCAAAUGAAGGAUCUGCACGAGGAAGACGGCGCGGACAACACGGAGCCCUUGGAGGACAUCUUCCUGGGCUUGAGCGUUGAGGAGGCGCCGACCGACCACAGCGCCCACGGCUCCAUGCACUCGCUGGACGCCGACUCGGUGCCCGGCGGCCCGCCGGACCCCUACAGGGAGAACCUGCGCAGGGUGCAGUCCACCGACAGCCUGGGCUCCUCCCUGUCGGCCACGCCGGGCCUGAACCACAAGGCCAAGUCGGCCGGCCACUUGGACGAGUCCGACUUCGGGCCCCUGGUGGGGGCCGACUGCGGCGCGGCGGCGGACGCCGGCCUGGGAGACGGCGGCUCCGUCGGUUCCGUCAAGCUGACGGCCAGCCACUUCCUGCUCACCAAAGAUCAGGAGAAGGCCAUCAAGGCCAUGACGCCCGAGCAGGAGGAGACGGCGUCGCUGCUCUCCAGCAUCUCGCAAGCCCCCGACGCCGCCUACUUGCCCCCUGCCGGCUACCGACUGGUCAGCGACAGCGAGUGGAACCUGCUGCAGCAGGAGGUGAAGAACGCGGGCAGGAAGCUGGGCCGCCGCUGCGACAUGUGCUCCAACUACGAGAAGCAGCUGCAGGCCAUCCAGGGCCAGGAAGCCGACACUCGAGAUCAGGUCAAAAAACUGCAGGCGAUGCUGCGGCAGGCCAACGAUCACCUGGAGAGGAGCGUGGCCGACAAACAAAGCCUGGAAGAUUCCGUCAAGCUGGGGAACGAGGAAACCGCCGCCAAGGUGUCGGCCCUCGUCCGACGAGUCCAGGAGUCGGAAAGGCUGCUGGCCACGCUUCAGGAGGCCUUUGGUGAAGCCAAGAGGAACACGCAAGGACAGAUGGCCGCGCUGGCGCAGUCGCGCGAGCAACUGGCCGACGAGCUGAGCCGACUCCAGCGGGACAACGAGAGCCUGCAGGGAAAACGCCGUCUCCACUCGGAGCUGCUGGAGCAAGACGGCUUCGCCAUGCCCGACAACGUGCAAGAGCUCCAGGCGACGGUGCUGCGGCUGCGCGAGGACACGGCGACGCUGCGGACGUCGGCCGAGCACACGGAGGAGAAGCUGAUGGCGGAGAUCCUCUUCCUCAAGGAGCAGAUCCAAGCCGAGCAGUGCCUCAAGGAGAACCUGGAGGACACGCUGCAGACGGAGAUCGAAGGCUGCAAGGAGGAGAUCGCUUCCUUCUCCGGUUUGAAGACGGAACUGCAGCGGAUAAAAAUGGAGAAGGAGCAGUUGCAGAUCAGUUUGUCGCAAAAGACGGAGAGGCUGGAAAGCAUCCGAAGCUUGAGGAUCGGCCUGGAGCAGCAGCUGAGGGAGCUCCACGCCGCCAAGAGUGCGCUAGAGAGCCAGGUGUUUGAAGAGAAAGACCGAGCCCAGCGCUUGCAGACGGAGCUGGAUGUCAGCGAGCAGGUCCAGAAGGACUUUGUCAAGCUUUCGCAGACGCUACAGGUGCAGCUGGAGCGAAUACGACAGGCGGACUCUUUGGAGCGAAUCAGACUCAUUCUCAACGACACCAACUUGACCGACAUCAACCAGCUUCCGGAUACAUGAUAGCGCGCCUGCGGGGAAAAGUGCCUCCUCCCUUCGUUCUUUCUGCAUCCCCCCCCCCGAACACGAUCGAUCGAUCGAUCGAUCCUCCUCCUCCUCCUCCUCGUAAGCGUUACGAAAGAAGCGAAGGCAGGUAGGAAGGAGCAGCGCUGGCCUUUUUUAAUGUACAUUCAGUGGUGGAGUCGUGAGGAAGAAAAAGCACUACUCAAAACACUGCAAACGUGCAUACGGAUGGUUGGGGGUGGGGGGGGGGGUCCCCAUCUUUCCUGUGGAUGUCUUGCUCCUACUGUAGAUAUGACUCUUUUAAAAACAAAAUUCUGAUUAGUUUUAAAAAAAUAAUAUCAGAUUGGUCCAUAAUUGUUGAUCUCGCUUGUUGGUCGUCUCAUCCCUUUGAUGUGGGGGUCACCCCCCCGCCACCACCACCACCAGGGGGUCUCAAACUGGGGCCCAGAUCUCAAGGCUUCACAGACUACUAUAAAAAUAAUCCAACAAUAAUAAUCAAUUAUUUUCUCUCAUUUCAAGUAUAUACCCCCCCCC